Molecule: messenger RNA, 1110 nt
Organism: Serendipita indica DSM 11827
Lineage: Eukaryota; Fungi; Basidiomycota; Agaricomycetes; Sebacinales; Serendipitaceae
Source: the annotation of a GenBank genome assembly
AUGGGCGGUCUCGCAGAUACAAUACACGAUCGUGGUCAACUGGAGGAGGCCGAAAAGAUGAGACGAGAGGUGCUUGAUAUGCGUAUCGAGCUCCUUGGCGAACGCCACCCUGAUACUGUCACGGCGACAAGCAACCUCGCACUUACGCUCUACAGCCUUGGCCAAUUAGUGGAGGCAGAGAGGUUGGCGCGACAGGCCCUGAAUAUGUUUACUGGGCUCUUUGGGCGACACCAUCCUCACACUAUGGGCACGAUGGCUAACCUUGCAGUGACCUUGCAAGACCUUGGUCAGCUGGAUGAAGCGAAGAAUCUGGAGCGAGAGGUGCUUGAAGUACAGAUCAAGCUUUUUGGGGAACGCCAUCCUGACACCCUGCGGGCAAAAGGCAAUCUCGCUGAGACGCUACGUCAGCUUGGUCAUAUAGAGGAGUCAGAGAAGAUGGAGCAAGAGGUUCUCGAUGCACGCAUCGAGCUCCUUGGAGAACGUCACCCCGACACCGUCACGGCGACAAGCAAUUUCGCGCGUACGCUUCACAGCCAUGGUCAAUUGGAGGAGGCGGAGAGGUUGGAGCGACGGAUAGUUAAUAUGCGUACUGAAAUUCUUGGACGGCGUCACACUGACACUAUAGUGGCUCUGGGUAACCUUGCAGCUACGCUAUGGGACCGUGGUCAGCUGGAUGAAGCAGAGAAGCUAGAGCGCGAGGUACUUGGCACACAGAUCGAGCUUCUUGGGGAACGCCAUCUCGACACAUUGCUGGCAAAGGGCAAUCUCGCUGAGACGCUACGUGGCGGCGGUCAGCUAGAGGAGGCCGAGAGGCUGGGACGAGACGUGCUUAAUACACGUAUUGAACUCUUUGGGCAACGGCACCCCGAGACCAUCACGGCGAUGGGUAACCUGGCGGUUACACUCGGCGACUGUGGUCGCCUGGAGGAGGCAGAAAGUUUGGGGCGACAGGUAGUCGAUAUGCGCACAGAACUCGUUGGACGGUGCCAUCCCGACACUGUGUUGGCGAUUGAAAACCUUGCAGUUACUCUGCGUAAUUCUGGCAAGCUGAAGGAGGCUGAGAAGUUGGAGCAAGAGGUGAUUGAUAUGGGUAAUGAAUCUUUUGAGUGA